Messenger RNA from Sipha flava (yellow sugarcane aphid), 2312 nucleotides. RefSeq names its product RNA-binding protein Musashi homolog Rbp6 (gene Rbp6). Gene Ontology annotation, molecular function: RNA binding. The transcript is spliced from 16 exons. Gene Ontology annotation, cellular component: cytoplasm. Bases 958 to 2151 code for a protein of 397 amino acids. The record is from RefSeq and is a predicted model, not a curated record. NCBI's taxonomy places the organism in Eukaryota, Metazoa, Arthropoda, Insecta, Hemiptera, Aphididae.
GCACCGUUCAGUCGAACACAUCCGUUUAGCGCGAUCGCUCGGGAGUAUACCGUGUGCGCCAAAAAAGCACACCUCCCACCAGUAGUGGUUAGUCGUAGUUUGCAGGAACAAAUUUCAUAUUAUUCCGAUUACUUGUAGACAUAUAUAAAUAAAAAAAAAAAAAAAAAAAAAAAAAAGUAUUAACAAUAAUAUUACAAUCACCAGAAUAAUAACGAACAACUUUUACCAUUUAGUCCGUGCGUAUCUCGCGUGCAAUUCGACGUUUCUCCGCAACCGUGCACUCCAGUCGCGUAUGUGCGCGCGUGUUUACACCCGUAUACCGUCGUAUACCUGCUGCUGCCGAUCGCGUCGAUCGCCGUAGCCGCCGCCGUUGCCGCUGCUCUGGGUCUUAACUGCGGACGACACCACGUGAACGUCGUCUACAUCCGUUGAACCGUUCAUUUUUUAAUUCCCGUUGUGUGUGUCCGCGUGUGUCUCCGUCUUCUCCGUCUCUCUAUUACGUAUAUUGCAAAAUCGUAUCAAUCUCUCUUCUGUCGUUCGUUUACGCGCGCUUCUCGUUCGCUCGCCCCGUGCCGUCUCCCUUUGCCGAUCAAACGGUAAAAACGCCACCACCGCUCCCGUCGCACCGCUAAGGACUCUGCGUGCCGCGAUCGUCUCCGUCGCCGCAAAGAACUUCGUCCGUCAAAAGGAUCCAAACUCGUAAACCGUGUGCGUGUGUGUGCCGUCGCCGCAACUCACUCGUUCGAUUUGCCAAAGUAUUUCGUUAUCGUAGUGCUUCGUCGUACGCAUUAUCACGCGACAACCCUUCGGUCAAAAGUCACUUACAAAUACACACCCCUGCACCCGUACGUACGCACUAUAUCUGCAGACACAUACUUAAACACGUGCGCGCUCUAAGCCUGUACUAGUCGUUUUUCGAUUUUCACUAAAACCGCGGAACAAUCUAUAUAAAUUACGAUGGAAUCGCAAAGCCAGGAUGCAGUGACCGUGGCCGCGGAGGUUCCCAACGACCCUGGGAAAAUGUUCAUUGGCGGUCUUAGUUGGCAGACUAGUCCAGAAUCGCUGAGAGAAUAUUUCAGUAAAUUUGGAGAAAUUACUGAAGUCAUGGUUAUGAAAGAUCCGACAACUCGCCGAUCAAGCCGUGUUGCUGUAGCUGAUCAGUCCGCUGGAAACGAAAACGAGCUGAAAUAUGUGUCAAGGGGAUUCGGAUUCGUCACUUUCGCAGAUCCGUCCAGUGUGGAUAAAGUGCUGGCGCAAGGGUCACACGAGUUAGACGGCAAAAAAAUUGAUCCAAAAGUGGCAUUUCCACGACGAGCACAUCCGAAGAUGGUGACUCGAACGAAAAAAAUCUUUGUCGGUGGUUUGUCGGCGCCAACAACGUUAGAGGAUGUCAAAAACUACUUUGAACAAUUUGGACCGAUCGAAGACGCGAUGUUAAUGUUUGACAAACAAACAAAUCGACACAGAGGAUUCGGCUUUGUGACGUUCCAUUCGGAAGAUGUAGUAGACAAAGUCUGUGAGAUACAUUUCCAUGAAAUCAACAGUAAAAUGGUGGAAUGUAAAAAGGCGCAGCCGAAGGAAGUAAUGCUGCCGGCGAAUCUGGCGAAAACGCGAGCAGCUGGCCGCGGAACUUACGAUUUUAUGUGGCCAUUGGGGACCUUGCCUGACGGUUUUCCGGCAGCUGCGUACGCAGCGUACGCCUCUAGCCGAGGUUUUUCGGGUUACCCUAGUUUCGGACUCUCGUAUCCAGCAGGGGUUGCUAUUAUCGGGACCAGGCCUCGUUGCGGUAUUACUCCAGCCCAAUGCCAUAACGUGAUGAGCAAUUACCACCAUCAGGCAGCCGCGGUCGCCGCACAAGGUUUCGGGCCACCAGCGUCGCCGCACUCCGGCGGCCCCGGCAACCCGCGAGCCACCGCGUUCCCGCCGGCCACGUCGCCCGGCCCCGGUGCCCCGUCCACCAUGGACAUGUACAGCUCGAACCCGGCCGAUUACGUGCAAGCAGCGUCACCGCAACCGUCCGCGUUCCCCGCGAUCGCCGUCUCACGUGGUGCGCCACUUAAUUACAAUGCUGUAGGGAGCUUUGAUUCCGGCCGCUUUUACCAAUGGGUACCAUUGAACAACGCAAGAGUCAAUAAAUUUCUUCCAUCGUAAGGUUGACCGAUAUUAGUCACCCCUACGCGUGUGAUUUGACUCAAUAACUCACAACUAUCACCAGAGAUAUAAAUGUCUCACUCACUCUCACUUACACCAAAGGUUUUCUUUCUCAAUAAUGCUAUUAAUAAUAAUCGUUUCUAUAUUAUAUUAUAAUUAUA